AGAUUUUCAUUUGUAUGCACAAGAUGUAUCCGUUUUAAAGGCUGUCAAUUUUAAUAUUAAGAUGGAAUCUGUGAACUUUUACGAUUUCCUAAAUGUCAAAGGCCUACUCGUUAAAUGUUCUGAAGCGGGUAAUGUAACUGCUCAGCAUGUGCUCGGGAAGGUGAUAUUGCUGAGCUCUACUCAUUUGUUACAUAGUGAAGGGAAACUAAAAGUUUUUGGUGUCAGUCCUUGUGAUCGUUUAAAGCUUAAACGUUUGAUUCUAGACAAAAAUGUUCGCGCGCACAGUAAAGUUAGUUCUUUUAUGUCCUAUUUUUCACGUCUACAAGUACGCACCAGUGACUCACCAACAAGAUUGGUUCACCACCAACUUGUGAAGCUGUUCCUGAUUAAUGGCAACCAUGACGACUUCAUCGAAAUGGGUAUAUUUCUAAGGCUUUGUAUACAAUACUUGAUGAGUGAUACUAGAGAACUUUGCCUCCUCAACACCUUCAUCACGAAAUUGGUUAGACGUGCUCGUUAUGUCGGAGAUUUGGCGAAGGCUAAGGAAUCAUUUAAUGACUGCUUUAAAGUGGUUAGAGAAAUCUUGGAACUGCACCCUGAUAAUUAUUUUGACAAGAUUUCUGGGAAGUAUAGGUGUCUUCGACAUCUAUGCCUGCAAAAAUGUCAUAUGGCUGACCUGGGUUUACAAGAGGCAUUGAGUGAUGAAAAUUUUGUGGAGGAACUGAGACAAGAAGUGAGCGACCAACUUGGUCAAUCAUACAUUGAUUUGAGUACUGUCCGAGCUAUGGCACUUGAUCGUUUUGAGGACCAGUUUGAAUAAGUUUAUACAUGCAAGAAUUGUAAACUUUUAAGGGGUGUUAAGACUUCAGAUUAUU
Messenger RNA from Daucus carota subsp. sativus, 875 nucleotides. RefSeq lists its product as uncharacterized. The transcript has 2 exons. The coding region runs from base 62 to 820 and encodes 252 amino acids. The record is from RefSeq and is a predicted model, not a curated record. Lineage: Eukaryota; Viridiplantae; Streptophyta; Magnoliopsida; Apiales; Apiaceae.